AUGAAGCUGGACGAGCUCAAGCCUCUGGAGGCGCUGCUCACGGCGGAUUUUCGCCAGAUCGAGCCCCGCCUCCAAUCUCUCGACAAGCAUCUCAUCCUCCGCACCUAUCUUGACGGUUACACACUCGGUGAUAUUGACACCAAGAUAUGGCAAGCGCUCCGCGGCAACCGUGCUGCUGUCUCCUUCAUCAAGCGAGGAAGCCUGGUCAACCUCGCGCGUUGGUUCAAUUUUAUCGAGGAGAACCACCCCGAAAUCCAAGCCGAGAUCAAGCAAAAAGAUGCCGCUGCAAAGGCAAAAAUUGCUGCAGCGAGCAAGGCUGGUGGGAGCUACGCGCUGGCACUGCAAAACGCCGACAAGGGCGUCGUGACUCGAUUCUUGCCUGAGCCCUCAGGUUACCUUCACAUUGGACAUGCCAAGGCGGCACUCCUUAGCGAUUACUUUGCUCACCAAGCGUACAAUGGCACGCUGCGUCUGCGCCUCGACGACACCAACCCGUCCAAGGAGAAACAGGAAUACCAGGAUGCCAUCAUCGAGGACCUCGCUCUAAUGGGUAUAAGGCCCGACGCAGUCUCAUACACCUCGGAUUACUUCGACUACCUCUACGAGAUGUGCGUCCGGCUGAUCAAGGAGGGGCACGCCUAUGCCGAUGACACGGACCAGGAGACAAUGCGUGACGAGCGCUUCAAGGGCAUUGCUUCGAAGCGCAGAGACAGGCCCGUCGAGGAGAAUCUGCGAAUCUUUGAGGAGAUGAAGAAUGGGACCGAGGAAGGUCUCCGGAACUGCAUCCGCGCCAAAGUGUCGGUCGACAACCCGAACAAGGCCAUGAGAGACCCGGUGAUCUACCGGUGCAACAUCGAGACGCCUCAUCACCGUACUGGUACCAAGUGGAAGAUGUAUCCCAUGUACGACUUUGCUUGCCCCGUGGUCGACAGCUAUGAGGGUGUCACACAUGCGCUUAGAUCCACCGAGUACACGGACAGAAAUCCUCAGUAUCAGUGGUUCUUGGAUACCCUGAAACUCCGCCAGGUGUACAUGUGGGAUUUUGCCCGCAUGAACUUCAUCCGGACCUUCCUUUCCAAGCGUAAGCUUGCCAAGCUGGUCGACACUGGAAAGGUCUGGGGCUGGGAUGAUCCGCGCAUGCCCACCAUUCGUGGCGUGCGCAGGCGGGGAAUGACAAUUCCCGCCCUGCGUGAUUUCAUUCUGAAGCAGGGGCCUAGCAGAAACGUGGUCACAAUGGACUGGACGAACUUCUGGGCUAGCAACAAGAAGGAGAUUGAUCCAAUUGCGCCGCGGCACACUGCCAUUCUGCAAAAGGAUGUCGUCAAGGUGACUGUCACCGGUGCUGAGACGCCUGCUGAGCCUUUCAAGGCCGACAGGCCGAAGCACCCGAAGAACAAGGACAUUGGCACCAAGCAGGUGGUCUUUGCCUCGGAGCUUCUCUUGGACCAAGCCGAUGCGAAGAGCUUCAAGGAUGGCGAGGAGAUCACCCUCAUGGCAUGGGGCAAUGCCUUUGUUCGGCAGAUUGCGAGCGGCGAUCCGAUCCCCAGCCUGACCUGCGAGUUGAAUCUCCAGGGCGACGUCAAGACCACUGAGAAGAAGGUUACAUGGCUUGCUGCCAAGGGCCAGACGCUGGUCCCCGCCGAGCUUUGGGACUUUGACUACUUGAUCACAAAGGACGUCCUGCAAGAGGAGGACAACAUGGAGGAUUUCCUGAACCCGGUGACCGAGACGAUGGAGGACGCGUGGUGCGACGAGGCUGCUGCCCAGCUGAAGAAGGAUGAUAUUAUCCAGCUUGAGAGGCGCGGCUACUACCGGGUAGAUAAGGGGCUCGAUGACUGGAAGGAUGGGGAGGCGGGAGAGAAGGGCAAGCGGCUGGUUCUCUUCUGCAUCCCCACGGGCAAGACUGGCCCCAAAUAG
Canariomyces notabilis is the source of this 1917-nucleotide messenger RNA. RefSeq names its product glutamyl-tRNA synthetase. Bases 1 to 1917 code for a protein of 638 amino acids. Gene Ontology annotation, biological process: glutamyl-tRNA aminoacylation; translation. The transcript has 2 exons. The record is from RefSeq and is a predicted model, not a curated record. Gene Ontology annotation, molecular function: ATP binding; glutamate-tRNA ligase activity. NCBI's taxonomy places the organism in Eukaryota, Fungi, Ascomycota, Sordariomycetes, Sordariales, Chaetomiaceae. Gene Ontology annotation, cellular component: cytoplasm; methionyl glutamyl tRNA synthetase complex; cytosol.